UCUUGUUUCUUGAGGGGAAGACAGAAGGAGAGCUCCCUCUGGUUGCCAUGAGCUCCACAGUCUCCUGCAGCUGCGAGACCCCCAACUGCAUGGAGAGGGGUGAUGGGAUGCUCAGCUCCCACACUGAAGGCCAAAGCAAGAAACAGGAUGGGCCACAGAAGGAUCCCAGCAACAGUCACCUGGCCUAUGGAAUCCUGGAUAGGCCACCAUGGUAUCUCUGCAUCUUCUUGGGGAUCCAGCACUUCCUCACAGCCCUGGGGGGCCUUGUGGCUGUGCCACUCAUCCUGGCCAAGGACCUGUGCCUGCAGCAUGACCCCCUGACCCAAAGCUACCUCAUCAGCACCAUUUUCUUCGUCUCAGGCAUCUGCACCCUCUUGCAAGUGUUUUUAGGAGUCAGGCUGCCCAUUCUUCAAGGAGGGACCUUUGCCUUUGUGGCUCCCUCUCUUGCCAUGCUCUCUCUUCCUGCCUGGAAAUGCCCAGAGUGGACUCUCAAUGCUAGCCAGGUGAACACCAGCUCUCCUGAAUUCACCGAGGAGUGGCAGAAGAGGAUCCGAGAGUUGCAGGGCGCUGUCAUGGUGGCUUCCUGUGUCCAGAUGCUGGUGGGUUUCUCAGGCCUCAUUGGCUUUCUCAUGCGCUUCAUCGGCCCCUUGACCAUCGCUCCAACCAUUUCCCUCGUGGCCCUGCCUCUCUUUGAUUCCGCUGGCAGUGAUGCUGGGAUCCACUGGGGGAUUUCUGCCCUGACCAUCUUCCUCAUCGUGCUCUUUUCUCAGUACCUCAAAAAUGUCAUGGUUCCUGUGCCCGUUUAUGGAAGAGGGAAGAAGUGUCACAUCUCCAAGUUCAACCUGUUUCAGGUCUUCCCUGUGCUGCUAGCUCUGUGCCUCUCAUGGCUCUUUUGCUUCGUGUUCACUGUCACCAACACCUUCCCUGAGUCCCCCACAGCAUAUGGAUACAUGGCCCGUACAGACACCAAGGGCAGCGUUCUGAGCCAGGCCCCCUGGUUCCGCUUCCCUUACCCAGGACAGUGGGGCCUCCCCACCAUCAGCCUGGCUGGAGUCUUUGGAAUCAUUGCCGGAGUGAUCUCCUCCAUGGUGGAGUCAGUGGGUGACUAUCAUGCCUGUGCUCGGCUGGUUGGGGCCCCACCCCCACCGAAGCAUGCCAUCAACCGUGGCAUUGGCAUUGAGGGCCUUGGCUGCCUGCUGGCAGGGGCCUGGGGGACCGGAAAUGGUACCACGUCCUACAGCGAGAAUGUAGGGGCACUGGGCAUCACCAGGGUCGGGAGCAGGAUGGUGAUUGUUGCUGCUGGUUGUGUACUGCUCCUGAUGGGCAUGUUUGGGAAGAUCGGCGCGGCGUUUGCCACCAUCCCUACCCCUGUGAUUGGAGGCAUGUUCCUUGUCAUGUUCGGGAUCAUCAGUGCCGUGGGGAUCUCCAACCUGCAGUAUGUGGACAUGAAUUCAUCCAGGAACCUCUUUGUGUUUGGCUUCUCCAUUUACUGUGGGCUCGCCAUCCCCAACUGGGUAAACAAGAACCCCGAGAAGCUGCAGACAGGGAUUCUCCAGCUGGAUCAGGUCAUCCAAGUACUCCUCACCACGGGCAUGUUUGUUGGUGGAUUUCUGGGCUUCGUCUUGGACAACACCAUACCUGGCAGCCUGGAGGAGAGAGGCCUUUUGGCAUGGAGUAAAAUCCAGGAGGAUUCUGAGGAGACUUCGAAGGUCUCAAAGGUCUAUGGCCUUCCCUGGGGGAUUGGCACCAAGUUCUGCACAUCUUCAUGUACCCGAAUCCUCCCGUUCUGGCCCAGGAGAGAUCACCACAGAGAUGAGGUGGGAGCGAGCCAGCUCACUCUGUGUUCCCAGACCUCCUCUGGAAAGCACCUGUGGAGUGCUACAGAAACCAAGAUGUGAAUAGAAUGACCCCACCCCAUCCCCCAUCUCCUCAUAGCCAAACUCUGGCCUGCAAAAUGCAAAGAUCUCUGUUCACAAAUAGUCACCCAAGGGUGUGGACCUUCCACACCUCGGUACUGUGGUGGCCUGGCUCCAGAGUGGAUGGUGGGUCUGGGAUCUCCAUGGAAGCUUGGUCUUCUACAACGCUCGGCAUUCUUCUGGUGGAUCGGGAGGAAGAGGCAUGCUGUGGAACAGGGGCAGGCUCUUGCUGAAAGGUGAUGGGGCCAGGCAGCCUGUCAUCCCAGCCAAUCAGGAGACUUACAGGAAGAUCAUAGACUCAUUAGAGCUACAAACUGACUUUAAGGCUACCUGGGCAACUUGGCAAGAUCCUGCCUCAAAAUAAAGAAGUAAAAAGCAAAGCUAGGGAUGCUGGAGAGAUGGAUCCGUGGUUAAGAACACUUGUUCUUGCUGAGGACCCAGGUUCAAUUCCCAGUACCCACAUGGUGGCUCACAACCACCCCCAACUCCAGUUCCAGGGGAUCUGACACCCUCUUCUGACCUCUGUACCAGGAACAUAUUGUGGUGUACAGAUGUACAUGUAAACAAAACACUCAUACACAUAAAAUAAAUAAAUCUGUUUUAAAAAAAAAGCCAA
Messenger RNA from Mastomys coucha (southern multimammate mouse), 2532 nucleotides. RefSeq names its product solute carrier family 23 member 1-like. The record is from RefSeq and is a predicted model, not a curated record. NCBI's taxonomy places the organism in Eukaryota, Metazoa, Chordata, Mammalia, Rodentia, Muridae. Gene Ontology annotation, biological process: transmembrane transport. Gene Ontology annotation, molecular function: transmembrane transporter activity. The transcript has 12 exons. Gene Ontology annotation, cellular component: membrane. Bases 48 to 1898 code for a protein of 616 amino acids.